GACGUUCGUUGGAUGUGUGCUAAGGGGAAAAUAAAUGUUUAUUAGUAAUUUAGCAGGUGUCCGUCGUGUAUUGACUAACGUGCUAGCUGCUAUUAAUUUAUUAAUAAAUCGUAUUUUAUAAAGAUUGUUUGAGUGUAUGUACAUAGGGAUAAGUAUCUCAGUACCUAAAAUCAGUAAGAUUGUUCUGUGAGAGGAAGAUGACGGAUUUUAUGUACAAUAGUGUUCUUAUUUCCGCAUAAUUGUGUUCGUUAGUCGAGAUGAGUGCUAGCACGAGAUCAGCCAAAGUUAGCUUAAAGCCCAUCGAAGUGCCGAAAGCUUUGCAGGAUGGAGAAAAAUUUAUUAAAUGGGAUGAGGAUUCCGGGACAGGCCUUCCAGUUACCUUGAGGGUUGAUCCUAAUGGCUUCUACCUGUACUGGACUGAUCAGAACAUGGAGGUGGAGUUGCUAGACAUUGUCACCAUCAGAGAUGUCAGAACUGGAGUUCAUGCUAAAGUGCCAAAAGAUCCGAAAAUCCGCAACGUCGUCCUCAUCGGGAGCCAAGGGUCGCUCGAAGAGAAGACGGUCACGGUUUGUCACGGCACGGACUUCGUCAACGUGAAUUUCAUUAACUUCUGCUGCACUAGGAAGGAAAUUGCACAGUUAUGGACCGAAGAGUUGUUUGCGUUGGCUUACAACUUGAACCAGUUCAACAAUCCAACGGUGAAGUUUCUAGAGAAAUUGCACACGAAGAUAACGUUAAAGGCUGACAAAUCGGGGAAAAUUCUCGUCAAGAACAUUGUCCGCCAAUUCGCGCAGAACAAGGAAGACAAGAAGCGUGUGGAGAAAGCGCUCAGUGAGUCUGGUCUUCCGACGGGCAAGAACGAUACCAUCAGCCAGUCCAAGUUCCAGUUCGAAGACUUCUUUGCUUUCUACAAGAGUCUCACGCAGAGAACCGAAGUACAGAAGAUAUUUAACGGACUAACGGACGGAAAACCUUAUCUAUCAGCGACUCAAUUAGUAGACUUUUUAAACGACGUGCAAAGGGAUCCACGUCUCAAUGAGAUAUUGCAUCCGUACGCUGAUCUCCAGCGAGCGAAAGACCUCAUAAAAGCUUACGAACACAAUAAGUAUCAUCAGCAAAGAUCGCAGCUAACCUUCGAUGGAUUCCUCAGGUUCCUAAUGUCUGAAGACAAUCCUAUAGUGGCACCAAACAAGUUGGAUUUGUGCGACGACAUGGAUCAGCCAUUAGCUCAUUAUUUCAUCAACAGCUCCCACAACACGUAUCUAACCGGCCAUCAGAUAACUGGCAAGUCUAGCGUCGAGAUAUACAGGCAGAGCUUGCUAGCCGGGUGCAGAUGCGUGGAGUUGGACUUCUGGAAUGGUCGAACCGAAGAGCCGGUCAUCGUUCACGGUUACACGUUCGUGCCGGAGAUAAGCGCCAGGGAAGUGUUGGAGGCGAUAGCGGAGAGCGCCUUCAAGACUUCCGAUUUUCCGGUUAUUUUGAGUUUCGAGAACCACUGCAACCCGCGCCAGCAGGCGAAGAUAGCCAACUACUGUAGAGAGAUUUUCGGGGACAUGCUGCUCGAUAAGCCUCUGGACUCGCACCAGUUGGAACCAGGAGGCGAACUUCCACCGCCUUCGUUGCUACGGCACAAAAUAAUAAUUAAAAACAAAAAGAAGCAUCAUCACCAUCACAAGAAGGAGGACACACCGCCGAUAGAGGAGUGCGAGCAGAGAGCCGAGCUGACAACGCAGGGGAACGGCGAGAUGACCCACGCCACUUUAGGCAGACAAGGCUCGAAGGAUUCGUCCGAGUCGUCGGAGUCGGAGAGCUCGUCUGGCGAGGAGGAGGCGGGGGGCGCGGAGGGCGGCGCGGCGGGGGGCGAGGGCGAGCCGCGCGAGUGUCACGCCGCCGCCGAGAUCUCCGCGCUCGUCAACUACGUGCAGCCCGUGCACUUUAGCUCGUUCGAGAGCGCCGAGAAAAAGAAUCGUUUCUACGAGAUGUCAUCGUUCGACGAGAAACAAGCGACCACGCUGCUGAAGGAACGUCCCAUCGAGUUCGUGAACUACAACAAGCACCAGCUGUCCCGGGUGUACCCGGCCGGGACCAGGUUCGACUCGUCCAACUUCAUGCCACAGGUCUUCUGGAACGCGGGUUGUCAAUUAGUCGCUCUCAACUAUCAAACUUUGGACCUCGCCAUGCAGCUCAACCUAGGCACGUUCGAGUACAACAAGCGAUGCGGAUUCCUAUUGAAACCUGAAUUUAUGAGGAGAAAGGAUCGACGUUUGGAUCCAUUCGCGGAGAGCACAGUGGACGGCAUCAUAGCCGGCAGUCUCACCGUGACGGUCCUGUCAGGGCAGCUACUGACCGACAAGCGUUGCGGCACGUACGUGGAGGUGGACAUGUUCGGUCUGCCGGCCGACACCGUCAGGAAGAAGUUCCGCACCCGGGUCGUGCCCAAUAACGGAAUCAAUCCGAUUUACGGAGACGAACCCUUCGAAUUUAAGAAGGUGGUGCUGCCGGAGCUGGCGAUGCUGCGGGUGGCGGCGCACGAGGAGGGCGGGCGGCUGCUAGGGCACCGCGUGGUGCCGGUGCGCGGGCUGCGGCCCGGCCUGCGCGCGCUGCCGCUGCGCACGGAGCGGGGCCUGCCGCUGCACGCCGCGCUGCUGCUGCACGUGCAGGUCAAGGACUACGUGCCGGACAAGCUGUCGGAGCUGGCGGAGGCCCUGGCCAACCCCAUAAAGUACCAGAGCGAGCUGGACAAGCGCGAGCACCAGCUGGCCGUGCUCACCGACGGCACCGACGAGCCCGAGCAGGAGCCGCGCCGCUCCGUCGCGCAGCCGGUAAGACACGAGGCGGUGCCGGAGAGCAGUCCCAGUAAGUUGGCCUUGGAGACCAAGAAGUUAAUAGAGACCGAGUCCAUUGUGACCCUGCCGAUACCGCCGCCGACUGAUACUAAAGAGCAAGAGAAGAAAGCGAACGGCACGGACGAGAGCCUGGCUGAGACCUUAGAAACAUUGCUGAACUCGAAGCUGGUGCGGUUAAAAGAAGCCGAGCUGGCCCGCAAGCUGGACACGCUGCGCCGCAAGUUCGAUAAGGACAAGAAGCCCUUCUCGGCCAAGUUCUACGUCAGCAACAAGCUCGUUAAGAAGCUCUCGUCCAAUAACAUGUGCGGUGAGGCGGGGGGCAGCGGCGCGGCGGAGGAGGGCGCGGCGGAGGAGCGCGCGCUGCGGCUGCGCUACCACCACGCCAUCUACGCCGCGCUCGAGAAGCACGUGCGCGCCGACCACUCGCAGCAGAUGAAGACGCUCAGCGAUCUGUUAGAAGUCGAGAAGAAGGAAAUAUUAAAUCGACUAGCAAACUCGCGGAAGGAAGACGUCAAAGCGCUCGCCAAAAAGACAAAUCGUGAUAAAGACGAGAUACAGAGGAUAAAGAGAGAGAUCCACUCGCAGAGCGUGGAGCGUGGCGUGUCGGAAUGUUGCCGGCUAGAGCAAGCCUACACCAAGCGGCGCGAGCAGCUCGCCCGCGACCACGAGAAGCUGCUGCAGAUGCUGCUCAAACACCGAGAUCAGGAGCUCGUGAAGCUGGACCGUCUGUGCGGGGGCGCGCCGGAGGGCUAGCGGUCCUGCCCAGUGACCGUUUUGUUUAGGAAUCUGUGAUAUUAUCGCCUAAGGAGCGAACGGCAGGAUCGCUAUCUCACUAGAGCUCGCCCGCUGUCGAUCGAUAAGCGUAUCGAUAUCGAUCCGGACGCCUAGCUCUAUGUGAUCGGGCCGAUUCGUCUCGAGUCUCGUGCUGCUGCAUUUAACUAGUCGAUAGUGAUUCGAUCGGAGACGCGCAAGGGACAGGAACGUCUUAGACCGACUCGGACCGUGAGCCUUACUGUUUGUCGAUAGUUCGAUAGUUCGCCGCCCCACGUAGCCGGCUCAAGUCCAUACAUAUCUUGGCACGAGAUGCUCUCAUCGAUAAUGUUGCACAGCACUAUCCGAGAGAUAUUCCUUUCUGCAAUGUAAACUUCUGCGUAGCGUUUAGCGUCCGUCGAUCAAUUGUUAAAGAUCUGAAAUUUAUUCUUAUGAAUGGUUAUUCCAAUGUCUGGUUAGUGAACGGUUCGAAAUGUUUUUUUCUAAUUAUUAUUAUUAUUAUUUAUUUUAUUUCAGAAUCUAUUUUUACAAAAGCUAUACAAUUUAUCCUUUCUACUGAGAUUUUUAAUUUCGAUUUACAUUUAAAAUCGUAAAAUGCAGCACAUAUUAAGAUUUACUAAUUACUAAUUUUUGCAGAAUCGUAUUCUAUUAAGUAUCUAAUAAUAACGUGUGUGUGUGUGUGUGUAUCGGUCGAAUAUUUAUAAAUGUAGUGUAAAUAUUGUUUGCAGCGUACAAAAGAAUAUUAACCGACAUUAGUAAGCGUAGGUUGUAGAUUAACAUUCCAAACGAUCGCUUAGUCAUUUACAUAAUGUAGGGUAGCAAGUUAAUUAAUGCUUAGAGAGGGGACACUGUAGUGUUGAUUGUCGUAAACGAUUUAGUGGCGAGAUUGUUUUAUCGAUAUUGAAUCGCGGCUUAGAGGUCGUUCCCUUGUAUAAGCAUUCUAUAUCGAAAAAUAUUUCUCAGCUUCGAUUUAGAAACGACAGUAAAGACAUUGACGUUAUAUAGUUUGUCACAACCACAAUAACUAGCAAUAACACGUAUACUUAUAACAGUUCGUAGUUUAUGAAAGAUAUGAAAUAAUCUGAAACAGCAAUAAUUAUAUACUUAAAUAGCAGUAGGUGUUCGUAAAGUUCUCCGCGCUUAGAAACUGAAAGGCUCAAAUUUUAAUUCUUCCCGGCUCUGUAUAGAUGUCGCUUCCUUGAAAACGGCACAGGUUCAUGUGAUACAAUAUUACCUCUCUACUCUAUGUCAUGUGCAAUAAGUAUCAUAAUUAAAUGAAUUUAGCCUUUCAUUGUAGUUUAAAACAGACUGCCGAUAUCGUAAAACGCUUAUUAGAAUAAUCUUCUAGGAGUUCUUUGUAAAACGUCCCCUUAACAAAACCUGAACACUUUCCUUUUGAAAUAUAUCUUCAAUAGUCCUCAGUCUACGACUAAAAGCUUUAAACCGCUCUAUUAUAGAAUUUAUAUAAUACUAAUGGUGCUUCUUCUUUUAUAAUUUAUGCUUAAAUGUACUUACGCAAAAUGUAAAUUAGGUUUUGAAUCGAAUAAGGGUAUUUAGAGUGUCGACGAUUAAAAAAAUCGAUACUAUAAUAUCGAUUUUAUUUAUUUGCUUAUUCGUUUCGCAGCCUUGUCAUUAUAUUAACAGUUACUAGUCUCACAAAGUUUAGUCAGAAAAAAAAAACUUCGAAACAUUCUAAAUGUCUUUUGGAUAAUUUAACUAAGGAUAAUUCACAAAAUACAUGGAUUUUAACUCAGGAAACAAUUGUAUGUCUGUUUGCGUAUUACAGAAUGCUUGUUAGGUCCCUAUCGCUACGUCUUUUGAUAGCUGUUUACAGUUUGUAGAACGAAAGUUACGCGAUAAAGAUUAUACAGAUUUCAAAAUUUUCAUAAUUUAACUUCAGAAGUAAAAACAAUUUAAAUUUAAUAAAACACUAUAUAUAAUAAAAAUUAUAAACAAUAACAAUUAAAACCAUAACCGUCAGUCUGUGUACAAUAGUAAAACAAUUUCAAUAAAUGUCUAGUCUUCUUUUAUUAAUAACGAGUGCAUACUUCAGUAAUACAAUUAAGUGAAAUAUUAAGAUUGGGAUUCAAUAUACUCUAAAGAACAAAAACAAUUAUGAUUUUAGAGACAUCUUCCUUCUCGCGUCGUCUUCCUCGUUACUGAGGGUCGUGAUACCCCUGAUGAGAGAUUAUUUUCUCUUUAAUGAUGCUUCUCUGUCUGUCUGUGUGUUGAGGAAUAAUAAUCGUAAAAUAAUUAGUAGAUCUGAAUGUUUAAGUUUUGAUGUUAACUAAAUAAUAUGAACUACGUUAUUUUGGAAUCUGAUUUGAUAUCUGAAAUGUACAGAUUUUUUUUGUAGGCUUGGGCAGACAAUCAUAUAUGGCCCCUUAUGUGGUGAAUCCGUGAAUGUCAAAUUAAAAGCCUUUCAUCUUCAAAUGCGACUAAUGUUGUUGUGUUUUUGGAACAUUAAAAACAAACGGUGAUAUGGGAAAAUAUAUUAAAACUAAUUUUACAAGAAUACUCAACGAUUGAUGCAUUAAGAUUUUAAUGUAACCCAUGUACCUAUCCCAUAUCGUAAAAAAAAGUAGCGGUCAUAACAUAGAUAUAACAAAGUAAAGGUUGCCAUUUUAAAAAAAACUUGCAUGUGUUUAUCUUCAUAAAGAAUUGCGUUUUCAUAAAAAUAAAUGUUUUUUUUUUUUAAUUGAAUCUACCGUGAUAUCAAAUGUGAAACUCUCGAUCGAAAACUCCUUAGUGUCAUUUAUUUUAAUUCUAAACAGCAUUGUUCUCGUAUUUUUCUCGGUGACAAAAAUUGUAUUGUGAAAGUGCCACGAAUAUUUUUGUCUAUUUUAUACUUCCUGUUGUCGUUAUAUAUACAUAUUUUAUUACGAUUAUUUACAUAAUAGUAUUAUUAACCUUGUUAAAUUUAUCUUCUGGGUGUGAGAGAAGGCAUGGUAUUAACUGCGUAUGCGUUUCGAAACCCUGUUUAUCUGAUCUUUUAAAUCAGAAAUCACUUCUAACGAUUGACUUGCAGAUUUUUAUGUAAUUAUAAAAAAAAAAUUAAAACAGGGAAUCUCCUAUCUAUUUCUCUACUAUAUUUAUCGAUAUUUCUACAUACAAAUAAUAUAACCUUUUAGCUAUUUCAACGUGUGAUGUACUAAUAUGUCUUAGAUUAUAUUAUAAUAUGUAGGUGUAAUACUAUAUGAUAUGUAUCUUUAGGGCUUUGUGAUUGCGUUAAAGCAGCUGUGAAUGAUUAUAUGCAGAAGCGAAACUAACACUAUCGAUUUUUAGCCGUUUAUCGUUAAUAUCGUUAAAAUCGAUUUUAAUCGUAAAUCGAGUCACGCUUUCACAGCACCACCACUAUCGAUUUUCAUUAAAUGCAUCGAUUUUUUUAUAAUCGAUUAACAAACAACUGUACGCGGUGUCAGUUACUGGCGGUGUUGUGAGACAUUUUCAAUAUUCGAAUUUGUAAUCUAAGAGCUGUCGUAUAGAGUUGACAAUGCUAUACUUGAUUUCCGAAUAGUUCUCAAAUUUAAUUAGAACUUAGAAUGGUAAUAAUAGUCACGGUGUAUCGUAAUAUAGAUAUUGUGUACAUGAAAAUACGACUUAUCUUGCCUUGAUCUAAAUUAAAUUUGUCUUAGGUAAAGCGUGUUAUGUCGCAAAUAAACUUUAGGUGGACCACAGCGACUUUAUUUCUAUAAAUUAGUUCGAUGGCCUAAGUAAGCAUAUUGUAUCGUAGACUGUAUUUAUGCACGUGUGUUCCUUUUAAAAUGUAAAUAGAUGUUGCUCCAAAAUAGAAUAUUUAGUGUACAACUCCAUUUGCUAACUUACUUGUCAUAUUUUGUGUGAGUAACAGAUCUUCUGAAAUAACACACUUCCCUCAAAACCUAUUGAGAAUUAAUAUAUAUUUUUUGUCUACACGAUUCUAAACAUCUAAACAUCGACAACUUGCUUACACAGUCAGUAUAUAAAGGAAAUCUUGCUAUAUGCGUUUUGAAAUGGUAGUAUAACAUCUUUACGCAAUCUCGCGAGAUAAACACGAGUCUGACAUAGACAAUUUUCAGUUUUUUUACGAUUCAAUUUGAUUUCACAUCUUCUUUUCAUCAGUGCUUGUUUUAAUACAAAUAGAACUUUAAAUAAUUUAAUGAAAAUGUUAUUAGUGUACACAGUUUGUACUUCAAACAAAUUUAAUGAAUAAAAAAAAACAAUUCCACGUUAUUUUAGAAGAUCGACUCCAACCAAUGUAGUAUAUAUUUGUGGUUAGAAGAUCUACUUCAAUAUAGUAUAUAUCGCUGUGGUUUAGUAUUGAAUUAAAUAUAUUGUAUUCGAAUUUCGUAUGACUCUGCCAAAUAGAUGUUAAGGAAUAGAUUUCUUAGUACUGAGACCGACAGCAGCUUCGAGAGAUCGUUUAAGAGUUAAGUCGUCUAUGUCCGAUGUCUUGUACGAGAAUAGAGGGAUAUGUACUUAUUUUAGCUUGUUUGAGGGUAGUUAAUAUAUUGCAGGUAACAUUUUAAUGUUACCCUGUUGUUUAGAUAUUAGUCAUAGGUAAAUCUGUUCUAUUGUUAUGGCAUUUUAUACUUAAACUCAUUUAGAUUUUCAUAAAAACUUUUUUGAUAAGUGUUUGAGUGAUGCGAUUUUGAAGGUGAUUCUUGAAUGGCGAAUCAUUAGAGCGCUUUCCUUGAUUUUGACCUUGACUAAUAGUUUUUCUUUCAUGAAGCCAGCCGCUUUGUCUUUUUCGCAUUUCUUCCAUAUUUUAAUAUAAAGAUUGAUGAUAGAAUUAGGUUGAACUCUUUAGUUUUAUUUGGUACAUAACAUACAUACAGGGUGUCGCUCACGCUCGAAGUCAACAUGGCAAUGAUAUUAACAAAUCACUAACGCAUACCGAUGAAAAUCUAUCGGAUGCAGUAUGCGUUCCUUAGAAUAAUCACUUUGUUAUGUGUACGACAUCAAAGUCAGUCAGGACCGAUGUGACGAUUGUUGUUGUUGUUGGGAUAGGUUUGAGUACACCCUGUAUAUACAUCAGAUUUUUCUCAUUACGCUCACUGCGACCAAGUCCGGUCUUUACGUUGAGAUGAUUCGUAAAGCGAUUUAUUAAGCAUUCGAUGAGUCCAAAAUGUUAUGUAAAGUUUUUAUGGAACAAUAAUCUGAAGCCAAUCAAUUGAGAUGGUUAAUUAAUAGAUUCUUUGCAUUAUGUAGCUAGCUACGUCGCCGUCUGGGUUUCGUUAUGGUUAUAGAGUUUAGUUGAAUUCUGUUGUGUGCUAAUAAUCCUAACACUGAGUUCUGUUUGCGUUUAGUGCAACAAAUUGGUUGUCAUGGAUUAGUGUUUGAACGUUGAGCAUCUAAAGUUCCGAGAAGUAUUGUAAUGUUGAUGCGUUGACGUGUAUUUUCUCACAACUAACAUCUCCGCCUCGAGCUUUGUUAUACUCUAUUCAGAUUACGAAGUUUCUUUUGACACUUAGAACGUAACUCUUCACGUUUCGCAUAGUUUGAAAUAAUAAUA
Molecule: messenger RNA, 9111 nt
Organism: Bombyx mandarina (wild silkworm)
Lineage: Eukaryota; Metazoa; Arthropoda; Insecta; Lepidoptera; Bombycidae
Gene: Plc21C
Product: Phospholipase C at 21C
Biological process (GO): release of sequestered calcium ion into cytosol; phosphatidylinositol metabolic process; G protein-coupled receptor signaling pathway
Cellular component (GO): cytoplasm
Molecular function (GO): calcium ion binding; phosphatidylinositol-4,5-bisphosphate phospholipase C activity
Source: RefSeq, a predicted model, not a curated record